Molecule: messenger RNA, 2087 nt
Organism: Mucor mucedo
Lineage: Eukaryota; Fungi; Mucoromycota; Mucoromycetes; Mucorales; Mucoraceae
Product: Alg9-like mannosyltransferase family-domain-containing protein
Exons: 4
Coding region: 49-2037 (662 amino acids)
Biological process (GO): protein N-linked glycosylation
Cellular component (GO): endoplasmic reticulum membrane
Molecular function (GO): alpha-1,2-mannosyltransferase activity
Source: RefSeq, a predicted model, not a curated record
CUUGUUCUUUCCCCGUACUCUUUUUUUUUUUUUUUCAUAAAAAAAAACAUGGCAGGCUCGGAAUUACGUGCACGUAAUAAAAAGAAGGUGGAAACACCUGUCGCUGCCUCCAUUCGCGACAUGAAGGAUAUCAGAGAGGCACAAGCUUUACUUAGUGAGUCCGGAACUGUCACUUUGUCACUCAUGUCUGCUUUCCGAAUCUUAUUCAUCAUGCGUUGUUUUUCCGCUUUAUACCGUCUUGUCGAUGACUGUGAUGAGGUCUACAAUUAUUGGGAACCCACUCACUAUUUAUUACAAGGAUAUGGACGUGAAACAUGGGAAUAUUCAACCGAUUAUAAAAUUAGAAGCUGGGCAUUUAUCUUUGUCAAUGCACUUGUCGGUUUAGUUACCAAGGUCAUCACCUCCACCAAGCUCCAAACUUUUUAUCUCAUUCGUAUGGCCCUUGGUGCUGCAUGUUCCUAUGUCGAGGCAAGAUUCUAUCGUACCGUCACUGAAGAAAUUAACCCUCAUGUAGGCCGUUAUAUCUUUGCCAUCUUGUUUUUCGGUGCUGGUAUGUUUAAUGCAUCCACAGCCUAUUUGCCUUCUACGUUUGCCAUGUAUUGUGUAUUUAUGGCAUUCUCAUAUGCUUUGAAACCCGUAUCGGAUAUUGACAGAACACGUACAUACAAGGUAGUAUUUUGGAUUGGGUUAGGUGCAUUGGGUGGAUGGCCCUUUGCGGCUUUGGUGGGUCUUCCUUUUGCCGCUGAAGAGAUUUUGAUCUUUGGUCGUGACACCAUGACAAAGGAAGACGGCACAGUUGUCCGAUCCCUUGCCGUUCCCAAUUGGCGUUGGAAGCGACUUUUACGUUUAGUAGAGGCUACUUUGAUUUGUGGUGCCGGUAUCACCUUCAUGCUCGUCUUGAUGGAUCAAAUGUUUUACCGCCAAUAUACCAUUGUUGCUUGGAACAUUAUCAAGUAUAAUAUCUUUGCCGGCACCGAAGGUCGUGGACCCGAAUUAUACGGUACCGAACCUUGGUACUAUUAUAUCUUGAACGGUAUCUUGAACUUUAACAUUGUCUUUCUCUUGGCGAUGGGUUCCGGUGUAUGUGUGGCUAUCACUGCCUUUAUCGAUCGUAGUCGUGUUCCCGGUACCACGAAAUUGGAUGCAGUUUGGCCUUAUGUUGUUUUGGGUUUAAAGCUCGUGCCUUUUUAUAUCUGGUUUCUUGUGUUCUCUCUUCAAGCCCAUAAGGAAGAACGAUUCAUGUAUGUUGCUUAUCCUUUGCUUGCAUUGAAUGCUGGUAUCUCUAUCUUCUUGAUCCGUUCUUGGGCUAGUCGAUUGGCUGGUAAGUUGGGUGCGAGUGCUGCUACGCGUGUCCUUGUGUUACGUUAUACUUCUUUGGCUAUCCUGGCUGUGUAUGCCUUAUUAUCUUUCUCUCGUAUUAUUGCUCUCUUAACGUAUUAUCGUGCCCCCUUUGUGGUCUACAGUUCUCUCUGGCGUGAACAAGCUCCCGAUCAACUGAUGAACCGAAACUAUCUUCAAGAAGAAUUUCCCGAGAAUACCAAUUUGACCCUCAAGAAUGUCUGUGUGGGUAAAGAAUGGCACCGAUUCCCAUCUCAGUUCUUUUUACCUAGCGAUACACGUAUUCAAUUUUUAAAGAGCGAAUUCAAGGGACAAUUACCUCAGACAUUUGAAGAGGAUAUCAAGAUUAGCACUUACAGGGAUGUCGAAGGCAAAGAGGUAGCCUAUCGUAAACGUGUCUAUGGAUGGUACGGUGCACGUCAAGCCCCCGCAGGGUUCAAUGAUUUGAAUUUGGAAAACCCCACAGUGUAUGUCAACGAAGAUGAAUGUGAUUAUUUAGUGGAUUUGGAUCUUCCCUUGCAUUCAGCUUCUGAACUUGAACCUCGCUAUAUUCGAGAUACCGAGCAUUGGCAAGUCUUGUCGUGUUAUCCUUACUUGGAUGCUCAAAACUCACAUCGCUUGUCCAGAGCAUUUUGGGUACCCGGUAGCCCUCAAUUACAAUGGGGUGAAUAUUGUAUGAUGAAACGUAGAACUGCUUAGAUUUUUAAUAAUAAAAUAAAAACAAUAAAAAUAUCGUGUGUACAUAUAUA